Candida dubliniensis CD36 is the source of this 1863-nucleotide messenger RNA. RefSeq lists its product as uncharacterized. Lineage: Eukaryota; Fungi; Ascomycota; Pichiomycetes; Serinales; Debaryomycetaceae. The coding region runs from base 1 to 1863 and encodes 620 amino acids. The transcript has a single exon. The record is from RefSeq and is a predicted model, not a curated record.
AUGUCAUCUGUUGAUUAUUUAUGGACAGAAGAUUAUUUAAAUGAUUUUGAAAUUGAAAAUAGAUUUAUAGACACGACAAUAACAUUUAUAAUAGUUUCAAAAGAUCCAUCAUCAUGUUAUGAUAAUUUAAUUGGAUUUUUCCAACCUUGGUUAAAAUCUUAUCCUUGGACAAUUGAUCGACCAAAUAUUACUCAACAAUCAACUAGAAUCAAAAAUAUUUUAAUUAAUUAUAUAUAUGGAGAAUUAAAUUAUCAUGAAUAUACUUUUGAAUCAUUAUUAUUAAUUUCUAUAUUAUUUCAAUUCAGUAAAUAUCAUCAAGAUUGUUAUAUUCAUUUAUUUGAUUCAUCAAUUAUUGAACCAAUAUUAUUUUAUUGUCAUGAUUUUUUACCUAAUGAUUUACAAGAUAUUAUAACUUCAAUUAAUCGAACUUGGAUUCAUGAUUUUAAUAUUAUUGUAUUAAAUUUACAUGAUGAUCGAUUUAUUAAUUUAUUUAUUGCCAUAAACCAAUUGAAUAAUUUAGAUUAUAUUAUAAAUCAACAAUUAAGUCAAUUUUGGCAAAAAAAAAUUGAAUUUAAUGAAUAUUUAACUAAUAUUCAUGAUUUGGAAAUUAUAAAUAUACCAAUUGAUAUAGGGAAAUUGAUUAUUAAUGAUCCAACAAUGAUAGGAAAAGCACUUUUAGAAUUAGAACAAAUACUGGAAUUGAAAAAAUUAUCAAAUAUUGAACAAUUAAAAUGUUGUAAUGUGAUUGUUCCUAUAAAUGAUAUAAAUUUACUAACAUUAUUAUCACUUUGUCAUAAUAAUAAUAAUAAUAAUAAUAAUAAUAAUAAUAAUAAUAAUAAUAAUAAUGAUAUUCAAAUACGUGAUAUACUUGCUCAAGGAUUAUCCAAAUAUUAUAGAUCAUCAAAUUCAAAUUCAAAUUCAAAUUCAAAAUUACCACUACCACCUCUACCUUUAAUUCCAUCAUCAAUUUCUCAAAUUUCAAGAUUAGAUUUACAACAAGAAUUAAUAAAUCGAGGAUUAUUAUCACAUAUAGUUGAAGAAAAUAAGGAUGUUUAUCAAGUGAUUGAAAAUUUGAAUAAUAAUAAUGAAACAAGUAUUGAAAAUGAAGAAGAAUUAGCUAAUCAAUUAUAUCAAAUUUUGUUAGAUAAAAGAAUUCAAAAUAUAAUAGAAGAAGAAGAAGAAGAAGAAGACGACGACAACGACAAUGACGACAAUGAUCCUGAUUAUCUGGAUUUUUCUGAUGAUGAUGAUGAAUUAAUUGAAUUUAGAAAUAAAUAUUAUGAAAUAACUAAUAUAUGGUUAGAUAAAAUUCAAUUGAAAUCCAAAUAUAAUCAAUUUAAACAACUGAUAAUAACUCUGGUUAAUAAUUUUAAACAAGAAUUUAUUAAUACUGAAUUUGAUGAUUUCCCAGAAUUUAUGGAAACUAAUGUAAUUUUAGAUUUAAAUAAAGAUUAUAAUGAUGAUAGUGAUUAUAAAAGUGAUGAUAAUAAUGAAGGAAUAUAUCAAGGUGAUAUGGCUUUUGAAGAGUAUCUUAGAUUUAAAAAGAAAUUACGUAAACAAGGUGAAAUUAUUGGUGAUGAUCAUGAACAUGAUGACGAUGAGAAUGAUGAAGAUUGGGAAGAUAUUGAUAAUGAUGAUGAUGAUGAUGAUGAUGAUGAUGAAAGUGAUGAAGGAGAUAGUGAUGGAUAUAUUGAAGAGAUUUAUCAAGAAUCUCCUAAAAUAAGUGAAAUUCAUGAUCCUGAUCCAGAAAUCAUUGAAAGAUUGUCAAAUAAUUUUCAAAAUCUACAAACUAAUGAAAUACAAAAGUCAUCAAAUCUUGAAGAUAUCAUUAAGAAGAAGAAAAAAAAACAUACAUACAUAUAA